AUGAAAGAUAAUAUUAACAAUGCACGUCGACAAGCUGAUGAAAAAAAUAUACAGUCUUAUUCUAGACCUAAUAUUACACAACAUGCUCUACAAUAUGCCGUAAACUACCAACUUCCUUCGUUAAAAAUUACAUGUCAACCCGGUGUAAAAGAUCAGAUAGAAGGUAAAAAUAUAAUGAAAGCUUUAUUUAUACAUAUACAUGAUGAUUUUUGUAAAUUAAAUAAUCAAUAUAAUCGACCUAUUGGUUUUGAUACAUGGUAUGUUGAUAAACAAGGUGAUUUAAUAUGUUUUACAAGUCAGAUCGAAUUAUUUGUAUAUUUAUGGGAUGUAGAUCAUUAUCCUCCUAAAUUAUUAAAUACAUUAAUCACACCAGUUCCUCCAACUCAUCUUCCCCCUCAACAUUCGAUUAUAUUUAAAUAUGUACCAAGGACAAUUUCGUUUGAUGAAUUACUAGAAGCAGUGUCUGAUGUUUGUCAAUCAAAAUUGCUGUUGGAAGAAAUGAAAGGGUCGAUGACAAACAAGUCAAGACAUAUUAGACUUGACCUAACCUCGAAGGAAGAAACGAAGAAGAUAUUAAAUAGUGGUGUUUUUCCACUCAAUGGUUAUUUAAUUGAGGUUACUGAAUUUUUAGCACCUCCAAAACUACUUAUUUGUUCUAGAUGUAAUCGUCCAGGACACAUAAGAAAAGAAUGUAAUGGACCAUUCGAUAGAUGCAAAAGGUGUGGUAUGAAUAAAGCACAAGGUGAUCAUAUUCAAUGUUUAAUAAAGUGCCAUCACUGUGAAGGUGAACAUAUUGCAACAGAUUAUCGAUGUCCUGUUAUUGUGAAAUUUAGAGGUGAAUUAAUUGAUGAAUUAAAAAGGAGACCGGAAUUAUUACCACAAAAUAUACAAUUAUUUAUACCAGUUGAAUUUCGGAAUGGUGGUAAAAAUUUUAUAGGUUGUCAACAGAAAGAACACAUACCUUCUCCAUCGUACCUUCAUUCAUCGCAUACUAAUGUUUGGCCAUCACUUAAUCAACCAGUAACACAAAAUUAUGAUGAUAGGUUUAAACAAGAUUUUUAUGAUGAUAUGAAGAAGGAAAUAAAGUUAUUACGAAAUGAUUAUGAGAAAUUGAAAUUAGUUUUUGAUCAACGUGAAAAGGAGUUGAUGAUUAAAUAUGAAAAUAAUAAAAACGAUUGUAUUUCUAAAGUUUACACUGUGGUAAAUGAGGUUGUACCAAUUAUUACUAGUUCAUUAAAAUCAUUACAUAUAUUUAUUGAAAAAAUUGUUAAAAAUAAUGAGGAUAUUAAUUUAAAAAAUGAAUAUAAUAUUCUUCAAUUUACCAUCGAACAAAAUUUGGUUAUGUUGAAUGAUCGGAAUGAUCUUGUUAUUGAACAUCAACGUGCAACAGCGAUGUUAAAUGAAAAAACAAAUGAUAUAUUUCGUCAUGGCCUAGAACUUAUGUCAUCAAAUGAACAGUAA
Molecule: messenger RNA, 1461 nt
Organism: Rotaria sp. Silwood2
Lineage: Eukaryota; Metazoa; Rotifera; Eurotatoria; Philodinida; Philodinidae
Source: the annotation of a GenBank genome assembly